Messenger RNA from Marmota flaviventris (yellow-bellied marmot), 3017 nucleotides. RefSeq names its product RB binding protein 8, endonuclease (gene Rbbp8). Gene Ontology annotation, biological process: DNA repair; DNA double-strand break processing involved in repair via single-strand annealing. NCBI's taxonomy places the organism in Eukaryota, Metazoa, Chordata, Mammalia, Rodentia, Sciuridae. Gene Ontology annotation, molecular function: damaged DNA binding. The record is from RefSeq and is a predicted model, not a curated record.
CAGGGAGCUGCUGUCCCUUUACUACCCCAGAGGGCAUCUGCUCCUGUCCUGGGGCUCUCGAGGAUUUCGAGGCUGUCCUGGAAGCUGUAUUUCAGCUGUCUAAAGACAACUUCACACCUAUAUAAUGUAACAAAAAAGGUCAGAAAACAUUAAGCAAAUAGAAGUGUGGAACCUGUUAAGCAAGAUGAACAUCUCUGGAAGCAGUUGUGGAAGCCCGAAUUCUGCAGAUAUAUCUAAUGACUUUAAGGAACUUUGGACAAAACUAAAAGAAUAUCAUGAUAAAGAAGUACAAGGUUUACAAGUAAAAGUAACUAAACUGAAAAAGGAACGAAUUUUAGAUGCACAAAGACUGGAAGAAUUCUUCACCAAAAAUCAGCAACUGAGAGAGCAACAGAAAGUCCUUCAUGAAACCAUUAAAGUUUUAGAAGAUCGGUUAAGAGCAGGAUUAUGUGAUCGCUGUGCCGUAACUGAAGAACAUAUGCGGAAAAAGCAGCAAGAAUUUGAAAAUAUCCGACAGCAGAAUCUUAAACUUAUUACAGAACUUAUGAAUGAAAAGAAUUCUCUUCAGGAAGAAAAUAAAAAGCUUUCUGAACAACUGCAGCAAAAGAUUGAGAAGGAUCAACAGCAUCAAGCAGCUGAACUUGCAUCUGAGGAAAAUGUUAUUCCAGGUUCACCAAUAACAGCCUUCUCAUUUUCUGGCAUUAACCGGCUACGAAGAAAGGAGAAUCUCCAUGUCCGAUACAUGGAAAAAGCACAGAAUAAACAGGAGUAUUCUGUUUGUACAAAUGGUAAAGAAUUAAGAAAAAUCUCCAAGACUUCAACUCACCCUCCACAUAAGCCUAAUGAAAGUGAAAUUCUAGUAGCUGACACUUGUGAUCAAAGUCAAGCUCCAGUGACUAAAACACGUGGAACAAGCAGUUAUUCCACUGAUAAAUCAUCUUUUAAUUUGGCUACAGUUGUUGCUGAAACACUUGGACUUAGUGUUCAAGAAGAAUCUGAAUCUCAAGCUCCCCUGAGCCCUCUUGGUGAUGAGCUCUACCACUGUUUGGAAGGAGAUCAUAAGAAACAGCCUUUUGAGGAAUCUGCAAGAAAUAAUGAAGAUAGUUUAAGAUUUUCAGAUUCUACUUCAAAGACUCCUCAAGAAGAAUUAACUACUCGGGUGUCAUCUCCUGUAUUUGGAGCUACUUCUAAUGUGAAAAGUAGUUUGUGUUUGAAUACAGGUUUAUCCCCUUCUCUUUUAGACACUGGGAAAAAAAAUCAUCUGAAAACAGUCCCUUUUAGUAACACUUCUAUUUCUAGAUCAGAGAAACCUAGAUCAAAAUCUGAAGAUAGUGCCCUUUUUACACAUAAUCUUGGGUCUGAAGUAAACAAGGUCAUUUGCCAGUCAUCUUCUAAUAGACAGAUACUUAUAAAUAAAAAUAUAAGUGAAUCCAUAGGUAAAAUGGAUGACACUGAUCACAUUAAAGAUAUUACUGAUAAACAUUUGGUGCCCCUGAAAUCUUUGGAAGGCAGAACAUCCAAAAGGAAGAAAACUGAGGAAGAAAAUGAGCAUGAAGUAAGCUGCCCACAAGCCUCUUUUGAUAAAGAAAAUGCUUUUCCAUUUCCAAUGGAUAGUCAGUUUUCUGUGCAUGGAGACAAUAUGAUGGAUAAACCUCUGGAUCUCUCUGAUCGGUUUUCAGCUAUUCAGCGUCAAGAGAAAAGCCAAGCAAAGGAGACCUUUAAAAACAGAUUUAAGCAAGUGACUCUUUAUGAGGCUUUUAAGCCCAUUCCGAAAGGUUCUUCCUCAGGCCAUAAGGCCUUGGAUGGGAGCCGAAUAUUACCCAAAGAUUCUUCAGAGGAGCCCUGUUUACAGGAGUGCAUCCUCCAGUCCUUGAAUAAAUCCUCACCAGACAACAAAACACCAUUACAGAUAAAAGAAGAAAAUCCUGUAUUCAAAAUCCCUCUAUGUCCACGUGAAAGUUUGGAGACCGAAAAUCUUUUUGAUGACAUGAAGGGUGCUGGUUCUCAUGAGCCAAUAAAAAUUAAAACCCAGCCGGUCCAAGGAGCAUGUGAACUUGCAUCAGUCCUUCAGUUAAAUCCCUGUAGAAUUGCUAAGACAAAGUCUCUGCAAAACAACCAAGAUGCAUCCUUUGAAAAUAUCCAGUGGAGUAUAGAUCCAGGAGCAGACCUUUCUCAGUAUAAAAUGGAUGUUACUGUAAUAGAUACAAAGGAUGGCAGUCAGUCAAGAUUAGGAGGAGAGACAGUAGACAUGGACUGUACAUUGGUCAGUGAAACCGUGCUUUUAAAAAUGAAGAAGCAAGAACAAAAAGGAGAAAAAAGUCCAAAUGGAGAAAAUAAAAUGAACGAUAGCUUGGAAGAUAUGUUUGAUCAGACAACACAUGAAGAAUACAAAUCUUGUUUGACAGAUAAUUUCUCCCAGAUGGAAGAUGAAGAGGAGGAAUUGUCUGCUGCCACAAAGAAACCAAAUACACAUGUUGAUAAACAAGAUAAAGUCAAGCAGAGAGCAUUUGUGGAGCCAUAUUUUAAAGAUGAGCAGAGAGAGACUAGCUUACAAAAUUUCCCUCAUAUUGAGGUAGUUCGGAAGAAAGAAGAGAGAAGAAAGUUGCUUGGACACACAUGUAAAGAAUGUGAAAUUUAUUAUGCAGAUAUGCCAGCAGAAGAACGAGAGAAGAAGUUAGCUGCCUGCUCAAGACACCGAUUUCGCUACAUUCCACCCAACACACCAGAGAAUUUCUGGGAAGUUGGUUUUCCUUCCACACAGACUUGUAUGGAAAGAGGUUACAUUAAGGAAGAUCUUGAUCUUUGUCCUCGUCCAAAAAGACGGCAGCCUUACAACGCAAUGUUUUCUCCAAAAGGCAAGGAGCAGAAGACAUAGAUUUUGAAGCGAAAACAGAAGGAUAGAGAAAAGUUUUUCCCCUAUUAGUUAUUUAUAGUUAAGUUGGUAUUAAACAUUGAUUUUUUGAUCUUUUGUAAAUUGAUUUAUAAAUCAUUUUUCUAUUAAAAAUGUUUCUAAAUAU